Messenger RNA from Cetraspora pellucida, 1086 nucleotides. NCBI's taxonomy places the organism in Eukaryota, Fungi, Glomeromycota, Glomeromycetes, Diversisporales, Gigasporaceae. The record is from the annotation of a GenBank genome assembly.
AUGGUUAACUCUCCUUUACCAACAGAUCUAGCAGGUGAAUGUAGAAAGGCAGCCAAAAUCUUGAAUAGCUUCAUUGAUCCGGUUGCAGCAAAGGGUCCUGAUAAGGUCAUUCCACCAAAUAUUUUACAAAAAGCGAAAGGUUUCGCGAUUUUUACCGUUAUCAAAGCUGGCUUUGUUUUCUCAGGAAGAGUAGGUUCUGGAUUAGUUGUUGCAAGACUUGAAGAUGGAUCAUGGUCAGCACCAUCGGCAAUUGGUACUGGUGGUAUGGGUUUUGGUGGACAAAUUGGUGCUGAGAUCACAGACUUUGUUAUCGUAUUGAAUAGUAGAGCUGCUGUCAAAUCUUUUAUGCAUGGAGGAAAUGUCACCUUAGUUGCUGCUGGCCCAAUUGGGCGAAAUGCGGAGGGGGGUGGUUCUGUUUCUCUUGGGCAUGUUGCCGCAGUAUUUUCUUAUAGUAAGACAAAAGGUCUAUUUGCGGGGGUUUCUAUUGAAGGUUCUGUAAUCAUUGAACGUAAAGAUGCAAAUGCAAAAUUAUAUAAUCGUAAAGUGACUGCUAAGGAGCUUCUUUCUGGACAAGUACCGACACCGCCUCAAGCUGAUGCUUUAUAUAGAGCAUUAAAUGCGAAAGCUUCACGUCCUUCUGAUCAUGAAACUACAAGUUAUGAAGAAUCUUCAGAACAUGAAGAUACUAUGUCAACUAGAUCAGCAGGGAUUUCGAAGAAUUAUCGUCAUAGUCAACCACCACCAAUAAAACCAAAAUUAAGAGAGGAAAGCACACGCAGUACAAAUCCUUUUGAGGCUGACAAUUCAAAUUUUGCAAAGUCAGUUCAAAGGUCAACUUCUUUAUCUUAUAAUAAUUCAUCCAAACCUCCACCGAUAGCACCAAAACCCAAGAUUCCUUCUCGUGCUCCGAAGCCACAAACAGCUACUGCAUUAUAUGAUUUUGCUGGGGAACAAGAUGGAGACCUUAGCUUUAGAAAAGGAGAUAUUAUCAUUAUUACAAAGAAAACAGAAUCAAACAAUGAAUGGUGGACUGGAAGGUGUAAAGGAGAAGAAGGAAUUGUAAGUUUUAAAUAUGGCUUUAAUUAA